GGGCGGCAGGGGAGUGGCACCAGACAGAGCAUGCACAACGUGUUUGGAGCCGGUGACUCGCUGUUUGCCUCGGACUCGGGCGAGGGCAGCGGUGGCGGAGAUGUGGAUGAUGUGUUUGGCGAGUUUGUGGCCAAGCGGAGGGCGAGGAAGAGCAAGACGGCCGAGGCCGUGGCCAAGCGUGGUGGUGCAGGCAAGGGCAAGGCGGCUGGUGGGAAGAAGGCUAAGACACGGCCUGCCAAGGGCUUGUUUGCUGACCUGGGCCCAGACGGCGACACGGCGGACGCUAUCGAUGAUGUUUUGUUUGGCGGCGCACAUGGUGGGCUCGACGACGGGGAUGGCAUCGACGACUCGCCCGGUGGUCUGUUUGCGCCUGCGGCUGGCGCAGGCCUUGCUGGUGCAAGUGAUGAUGGGGAUCGCGACCUUCCCACCGAUCCGGUCGAGCGGCGGAAGGAGCUGCGGAGGCGCAAGGCCGAGCGCGAUCGCAUCAAGGCCGAAGAGGAGGCCAAAGAGAUCGAGAAGGGUCGCCUGGCGCGGAAGAAGAAGCGGGAUGCAGCUGCAGCAAAGCGCAAGGCUGAGGCGGCGGCCGUGGCUGCUGCGGCUGCCGCUGAGGCGGCCGAGGCCACUAAGAACAUGUCUGCCCGCGAGAGGCUGGCCCAGGCCAAGGCUGCCCGCGAAGAUGAGGCCACUGCGCCUGCCGACGAGGCUGACGACCUCAUUGCGGACGUGCUGGGCAAGAAAAGCUCGCUUGCCGACAAGCCAAGCUCCAAGUCGAGCUCCAAGAAGCGUGCUGGGCUGAUGGACCCGGCCGAGCGGGCCGAGGCGAGGCGGGAGCGGGCGGCGUCCAAGCGGGCCGGGCUGCGGGUGCGGUCGGACUCGUCGUCCGACUCGUCAUCAUCGGUCUCAUCGGCCGUCAUCGAGGCCCGCGCAGCCGAAAUGGCGGCCAAGGCCAAGGCCAAAGCCAAGGCCAAGGCCAAGGAGAAGGCUGCCAGAGCUAAGGCCAAGGCCAAGGAGAAGGCUGCCAGAGCCAAAGCCAAGGCCAAGGCUGCCAAGGCCGAGGCCAAGGCUGCGCGAGCGCGGGCGAAGGAGGCCGAGCGCCGCGCCGCCCGCAUCGGCCACGUUGUUCACGAGUCGGAGAGAAGGUCGCGGGCCAGGGGCAAGCGGAUCCGUGGCUCGCAAAUGCGCGACGACCCGGGCUCGGUCUCGUCGGGCGAGGAGGCCAAGGCUUCGAUCCGCGACCGGGUGCGGGCCAAGCGCGAAGCGCGCCGCCGCGCUGCAGGUGUCCAAUCUACAGGCGGAAGCGAGCGCGAGGCAGGCAAGACCAAGGCCAAAGCCAAGGCCAAGGCCAAGGCUGAUAUCCCCUGGCCACCGUCGUCUGUCCCGUAUGUCCGCAUCGACGCCGACGGUGAGCGGCUGCCCAAGCACUGGCGGAUGGGCAUUGAUCCUGCGACUGGACAGGAGUUCUACUUUCAGACCAAGACGCUUGCGCCCGAGGUGCCUCGAGGGACGCAGGUCUCGGGGACGGAACAGACCCACAUUGGGAAGAAGCUGAAGACCGAUUGA
This is a messenger RNA of Thecamonas trahens ATCC 50062, 1560 nucleotides long. RefSeq lists its product as uncharacterized. The transcript has 3 exons. Bases 31 to 1560 code for a protein of 509 amino acids. The record is from RefSeq and is a predicted model, not a curated record. Lineage: Eukaryota; Apusomonadida; Apusomonadidae.